This is a messenger RNA of Wasmannia auropunctata (little fire ant), 1891 nucleotides long. Its product is annotated as cyclin-dependent kinase 4-like. Lineage: Eukaryota; Metazoa; Arthropoda; Insecta; Hymenoptera; Formicidae. Gene Ontology annotation, molecular function: ATP binding; cyclin-dependent protein serine/threonine kinase activity; cyclin binding. The coding region runs from base 365 to 1810 and encodes 481 amino acids. The record is from RefSeq and is a predicted model, not a curated record. Gene Ontology annotation, cellular component: nucleus; cytoplasm; cyclin-dependent protein kinase holoenzyme complex. The transcript is spliced from 6 exons. Gene Ontology annotation, biological process: signal transduction; G1/S transition of mitotic cell cycle; regulation of G2/M transition of mitotic cell cycle.
CGCGCCAUAGCCUCGCAUACGCAAGGUCGCGCCUCGCACCGUGCGCUAUCAUACGCCCCCGGGCCCCCUUCGCCAACGUCCGAACGGGCAGGUAAUGGCAAAGGGAUAGUUUAUCGUAAGUUUUAACUCCGGGAGUGUCGUGCGAUCGUAUUUUGUACAAUAAUUUCGUGCGCGAUCAUAAUUACUCGCGUCGCGAGUGUUGUGUGGACGCAACGAUUCCCGUCAAUCCCGCCGAUCUAAGAGGAGAAGGAGGAGGUUAGGAGAGGCAUCGGGCGCGACAGCGGAGCAACCUUGGGUUUUAUCGUAGUUUGCAGCACAGAUUACUCCGCUGCAUGCACAUAUCGGUAGUAGUCGAGAUGUCGUGAUGGCUGGUAGGUCACGACGUUCGAGCACAGAGCUCGAACCGGAUUUAUCGACGCCAACCGUCCCGAAAAGGCCCAGGCAAUCCGAAACCUCCGAAUCGUCUGAGGGGAAGUACCUAACGGAAGUGGAAAGUACCGAGACACCGAGCACAAGUGAGAUCUCUUUACAGACAGAGAUCGUUCGGGAAGGGGACAAACAGCUCUCAGACGUUACGGAGCAGAAGGCUGAAGAAACAUCGAAGGCAGAAGAAGCAUCGGAGCAAUCGGUUUCGAUCAGUGAAACGUCCCCGGAUUCGGCCAAGCGGUCGUCCGAAACGGAUCUCCCCGGACGAGACAGCGGCGCCGCGUCGACCUCAACGGAAGCGAUCCCGAGCACCUCGAGGGAAGAGCAGCUCAAGACGCUGAAAUCCGUUGUAAUGAAGUACAGCGAUCAGGGCGAGCUCUCUGGUCCUUCCAGAAGAAGACCAGGGGAAACGAUGGUGCAGAGUUUCUUCUCGCUACGCGAGCGGGAGUCGUCGUUCGAGAACCUGUCCGUCAUCGGGAACGGUGCUUACGGGACGGUGUACAAAGCUACAGAUAAGAAUAGCGGUCAAACCGUAGCGCUUAAGAGAGUCAGGAUACCUUUGACGGAGGAUGGUCUGCCCACGUCGACAGUAAGAGAGAUUGCUACCCUGAAGUCGCUCGAACACCACGAGCAUCCACAUAUUGUCAGACUACUGGAUAUCUGCCAAGGAGCAGAUCAUCUUGACAUAUCGUCGGGUGAUGGUACAUUUGAAAGGCCCGAGCAUGGUGUCACUUUCUGGUUGGUGUUCGAACACGUGGAAAGAGAUCUCGCUUCGUACAUAGCUCAUUAUCAGACCAGCUCGCCGCGAUCGAGUAUUCCGCCGUAUCUCGUGAGGCAAAUGUUGAAAGAGAUACUCUGUGGGGUGGAGUUCCUGCAUAGCCAUAGAAUAAUACACAGGGAUUUGAAACCGCAAAACCUUCUAGUAACGCGGGAAGGGAGAAUCAAGAUCGCGGAUUUCGGUCUGGCUAAGACCUACGGCUUUGAGAUGAGAUUAACUUCCGUGGUUGUAACCCAAUGGUAUCGAGCACCUGAAGUACUUUUAGGAUGUUCCUAUGCUACUCCUGUAGAUAUUUGGUCUGUCGGAUGCAUACUGGCGGAACUCUGCAAGUUGGAACCGUUAUUCCCAGGUACCAGUGAAGGUGAUCAGCUGGACAGGAUUUUCCAAGUUUUGGGUACUCCGUCGCAGGAAGAGUGGCCGGAGAACGUAUCGCUCAACUGGAAUGCUUUUCCAUACAGACGUCCCACACCUCUCAAUUUAAUAAUACCAGAUCUCAAUGAAGAUGGAUUAGACUUAAUAAGAAAUAUGCUCAUGUUUGAUCCUCAUAGUCGUAUAACUGCAGCUCAAGCCGUAAGACACCGAUACUUUUCCGAAGAGGGCGUAUAACGACUGUUCCGUAAGUUAUCUAGACUUAUUGCUGGAUUAACUGGCAAACCCAGACUGACGUAAUUAUAUUCAGGAAUAGAA